GAAAAUUGUUGCUUCUGCAAAGGUGCCUCUGGUCCUGCGGCAAUGAAGGGCAGGGAUAAAAGCCAGCCCGAGUCCCUGCUCCCUCAUUCUAUUCCUUUGUCUCCUUCUCCUUGGGAACCAGGUGAGUCUGAAUGCUCUUCAUCCCCACUCAGUAGGGCACUUGGCUGCUCCUCACACACUCCUGUGCUCUGUUUCCUCUCUGUUUCCUCUCCCAGGUACCCUGUGACUCUGAGCCAUGUCCUGCUGCAACCCGUGCCAGCCCUGCCAGCCCUGCGGCCCGUGCCCGCUGGCCAGCAGCUGCAACGAGUGCUGUGUCCGGCAGUGCCAGAGCUCCACCAUCGCCAUCCAGCCCUCUCCCGUGGUGGUGACCCUGCCCGGACCCAUCCUCAGCUCCUUCCCACAGAACACCGUUGUGGGCUCCUCCACCUCCGCUGCUGUUGGCAGCAUCCUCAGCUCUCAGGGAGUGCCCAUCAGCUCCGGGGGCCUUGACCUCUCUGGCAUUGCCGGACGCUACUGUGGCAGGAGGUACCGCCUGUGAACAGGAUGUUGCAGAAGCCCCAGGGAGACACCUUGAGGAACUCGGAACAUCAACAGAGGACCAAUUUUUCAUCACGGAUUCCAGGAUAAUUGAAUGGUUUUGGCUUUCUUCCCUUUUCCUUGUUUGCUUUGGUUCCCCUUGACAGCAAGGUCCCCCAAAGCCCAGCCUGCUGGGGACCCUCUGUCUCCUCUCCCUCCAUGGGGCAGAUUGACAGAAAUCACACGGGAACUUCUCUACAGCCAAAGAUCUCAGACUCUAAGCUGCUCCCCGGGCUCCCU
Cuculus canorus (common cuckoo) is the source of this 816-nucleotide messenger RNA. RefSeq names its product feather keratin Cos1-2-like. Gene Ontology annotation, cellular component: intermediate filament. NCBI's taxonomy places the organism in Eukaryota, Metazoa, Chordata, Aves, Cuculiformes, Cuculidae. The transcript has a single exon. The record is from RefSeq and is a predicted model, not a curated record. The coding region runs from base 236 to 538 and encodes 100 amino acids. Gene Ontology annotation, molecular function: structural constituent of cytoskeleton.